AUGAAGAAAUAUCAUUCCCAUGGUUAUGCUAUGUUAGGAGGUACAGGUAACCUUCAAAAGGAGAAUAUCUACAUACGCCUAAUCUAUCCACUUGAGCUUUUUAGAAGACAAAAUUUUCCUUAUCUGGUCGUAGUGGAGGAAAAGAAAAAGAACACAGAUGUGAACUAUAAGAAGGACUUGAAACAUUGCUGGUUUGAAGAUGGAGGCCAAAAAAUAAACUUUGGAACAUAUGAUAAUUACAUUCCAGUCAGUGAAUUAAGCAAAAAAUCAUGGAAUCAGCAACACUUUGCCCUGAGAUUUCCCAAACCACCAAGGCCAGGAAAAAAAAGGAGAUCAAAACCAUCCCAACUGCGAGACAAUGCAAUUCCUAUAUAUGAUUCAGACAAAAUAAAAGAAGGUCAUAAACAACCGUUAUGGAUGCACAGUUCUUUAAUGAGAAUUUCUGAGAGACCAUCCGAAUAUUUAGCUGCCAGGAGGCAGCUUCAAUAUAAAGCAACCCAUCGCCCAAAGGAAGAUGCUAAAGUAGCAGAUGUAGAAAAACGUUUAUCUCCAGAAACAGGUAAGAAAGAUGAAAAAGAUGCAAAAACAGAUGCCAAAAAAGAAAGAAAAGAUUCAAAGAAGGGCAAGGAGUCAGAAUCUGAAGAUGAAAAGAAAGAUGCCAAGAAAGAUGCCAAGAAAGAGAAGAAAGCUUCAAAGAAAGGCAAGGAGUCAGGUACAGAAUCUGAAGACGAAAAGAAAGACACCAAGAAAGAGAAGAAAGCUUCAAAGAAGGGCAAGGAGUCAGGUAUAGAAUCUGAAGAUGAAAAGAAAGACACCAAGAAAGAUGCCAAAAAGGACAAGAAAGCUUCAAAGAAGGGCAAGGAAUCUGCUACAGAAUCUGAAGAUGCCAAGAAAGAUGCCAAAAAGGACAAGAAAGGUUCAAAGAAGGGCAAAGGGUCUACAGAAUCUGAAGAUGCAAAGAAGGAUAAGGAUGGGAAAAGAGAUACAAAGAAACCAGGAGAGAAUGAUGAUCAAUCAAAAGACAAGAAAGAUGCAAAGAGAAAGGGGAGUAAAAAAGGUAAGAAAGAAGAAAAGAAGGCCAGUGGGACAGAUAUUGAAUCAAAGGAUGAUGCUAAGAAGGAUGGCAAGAAGGAUGGCAAGAAGGAUGGCAAGAAGGAUGGCAAGAAGGAUGCCAAGAAGGAUGCCAAGAAGGGCAAGUAA
Molecule: messenger RNA, 1200 nt
Organism: Neomonachus schauinslandi (Hawaiian monk seal)
Lineage: Eukaryota; Metazoa; Chordata; Mammalia; Carnivora; Phocidae
Gene: CYLC2
Product: cylicin 2
Exons: 6
Coding region: 1-1200 (399 amino acids)
Cellular component (GO): nucleus
Molecular function (GO): structural constituent of cytoskeleton
Source: RefSeq, a predicted model, not a curated record